Molecule: messenger RNA, 3095 nt
Organism: Manihot esculenta (cassava)
Lineage: Eukaryota; Viridiplantae; Streptophyta; Magnoliopsida; Malpighiales; Euphorbiaceae
Product: probable xyloglucan glycosyltransferase 5
Exons: 5
Coding region: 527-2608 (693 amino acids)
Cellular component (GO): Golgi apparatus
Molecular function (GO): glycosyltransferase activity
Source: RefSeq, a predicted model, not a curated record
GAUUUAGUUCUUGUUAUUAGUGUGUAAUUUAUCCCUUUUCUUUAAUGUACUUCAUUUUUAUAAUUAUUUUGAGCAGAUUCCAUUUGAGCUAAGAUUUCCACCAUUUGGUAAAAUUUGUGCAAGUUAAAGAGAAUGGCUGGGUUUUGUUUGUAUUAGACAAAUACACAUGGUGUUAGGGUCUUACAGCUGCAGAUACCUUUCCUCAUAAUAUUUGCCUUGCCAUGUUGGAUCUGUUGUAGAGGCGAGAGAAAAUUUAUUUGUGAAGGCAGGGAACUUCUCUCACUCAUCUUUUUGUGUUUCUUCUUGCUACAUUGUCUGUCUGAGCAUGAGUUCCUCAAAAUGAGCUGUUUUGGGUUCUUGAUUUGAGGGAUCUACUUCUUUAUAUUUGGUCCUGAAAUGGGUGUUUCUUAUUUCUUGGUUUUGGGAUCUGGGUUUUGAAGUUUUGUUGAAUGUAGUGGAGUUGCUUUCGGGGUUCUUGGGUUAUAGGAAGUUUUGGGUUUUCUUUCUUUUUUUUUUUUUCCUCCUAAUGGCUCCGAGAUUGGAUUUUUCAGAGCGGUGGACAAAAGAUAGCAAAAAGGGAACUCCAGUGGUAGUGAAAAUGGAGAACCCCAACUACUCUAUUGUAGAAAUCAACGGUCCAGAUGCUGCAUUUCAGCCAGUUGAAAAGAGCAGAGGCAAGAAUGCUAAGCAAGUGAGGUGGGUCUUGCUCCUCAAGGCUCACCGAGCUGUCGGUUGUGUUGCUUGGCUAGCUACUUUCUUCUGGUCUUUGCUUGGGGCCAUUAAGAAGAGGUUGAUCUUCAGACAAGGAGUUACAGUGGCCAGUGAGAAGUUGGGUAAAGGGAAACUGGUGCUUAGGGUCAUCAGAGUCUUUCUAGUGACUUCUCUGGCAAUUUUAGCUUUUGAAGUGGUUGCUUAUUUGAAAGGUUGGCAUUAUUUUGAUAAUGCUAAUCUACACAUUCCAAGGACUCUGGAUUUGCAAGGCUUGCUUCACCUGGUUUAUGUUUCUUGGUUAACAUUUCGGGCUGAUUACAUUGCACCUCCAAUUCAAGCUCUGUCAAAAUUCUGUGUCGUUUUGUUCCUUAUCCAAUCUGCAGAUCGUUUGAUUCUUUCCUUAGGUUGCUUUUGGAUUAAAUACAAGAAGAUUAAACCCAGGAUUAGUGGGGAUCCUUUCAAGUCAGAUGAUGCAGAGGCACCAGGCUAUGAGUAUCCUAUGGUUCUUGUUCAAAUCCCAAUGUGCAAUGAGAGGGAGGUGUAUGAGCAAUCUAUCUCUGCAGUCUGCCAACUUGAUUGGCCAAAGGACCGAUUACUGAUUCAAGUUCUUGAUGAUUCUGAUGAGGAGAACACCCAACGUUUGAUUAAUGCAGAGGUUUCUAAGUGGAGCCAAAAGGGUAUCAACAUAAUUUAUAGGCAUCGUGUGGUUAGAACUGGUUAUAAAGCUGGCAAUCUGAAGUCUGCAAUGAGCUGUGAUUAUGUGAAGGAUUAUGAGUUCGUUGCAAUAUUCGAUGCAGAUUUUCAACCUAAUCCUGACUUCCUUAAGUUAACUGUGCCUCAUUUCAAUGGCAAUCCUGAGCUUGGGUUGGUUCAGGCAAGAUGGGCCUUUGUGAACAAGGAUGAAAAUUUGUUGACUCGUCUCCAGAACAUCAAUUUGUGUUUUCAUUUUGAGGUUGAACAGCAAGUUAAUGGUGUAUUCUUAAACUUCUUUGGUUUUAAUGGAACUGCUGGUGUUUGGAGAAUUAAAGCCCUUGAGGAGUCUGGUGGAUGGCUUGAAAGGACAACUGUAGAGGACAUGGACAUAGCUGUCCGUGCGCAUCUCAAUGGUUGGAAAUUCAUUUUCCUCAAUGAUGUAAAGGUUCUUUGUGAAGUUCCGGAGUCCUAUGAAGCUUAUAGGAAGCAACAACAUCGCUGGCAUUCUGGCCCCAUGCAACUUUUUCGCUUGUGUCUUCCAGCAAUUAUAACUUCUAAGAUAGCAAUAUGGAAGAAAGCGAACUUAAUCCUACUGUUUUUCCUACUGAGAAAACUCAUCCUUCCCUUCUAUUCCUUUACAUUGUUCUGCAUAAUUCUUCCCCUAACCAUGUUUGUCCCUGAGGCUGAACUUCCUAUGUGGGUUAUCUGUUAUGUGCCUGUUUUAAUGUCAUUCCUCAACAUUCUUCCAGCCCCAAAAUCCUUCCCUUUCAUUGUCCCCUACCUCCUCUUUGAAAACACAAUGUCAGUUACCAAAUUCAAUGCUAUGGUAUCUGGAUUAUUCCAGUUGGGUAGCUCUUAUGAAUGGGUUGUCACCAAAAAAUCUGGUAGGUCAUCAGAAUCUGACUUAUUGGCUGCUGCCGAAAAGGAUUUGAAGGCCACAAAUCAACCACAGAUGCAAAGAGUAGUUUCUGAGAGCGAGCUUGGAGAGUUGAACCGAUUGAAGGAACAGAAAGAAUCAGCCUCUAAACCUGUUAAGAAAGUGAACAAGAUUUACAGGAAAGAGCUUGCUCUGGCAUUCCUCCUACUCACAGCUGCAGUCAGGAGCCUGUUGUCUGCUCAAGGAGUUCACUUCUACUUCCUUCUCUUCCAAGGUGUAACUUUCCUUCUUGUGGGUCUUGAUCUAAUUGGUGAGCAAAUGAGCUAAGAAAUUAUAAGGAUGACACGAAGAAAUCGAAACACACGCAUCUACUUGGACUCGGCUAAUCCGCUUCAUAACAGUUUCCCAUCACUGUUGCAACUGAGUAAGCUCAGUCCUGAUCUCUUUCUUUGGAAAACAGUGGUGAAGGGGUAUCGUCUAGUACAAUAAAAUGAUUUUUCAUUUUCUACAUUUGAUUUAAAGACUAUAGGAUGGUCUCUAUUCGUCAAUCACCCACCAACACUAGUCACACUCUCUUAUAUUUAUUGUUCCACAUAGAGUAUCUACCAUUGUAGCUCCCCUUAAGCAUUGAAUUGUUGUUGGUUGCUAUAGGAUGGAUAUUUAUGUUCCAAUUUUUUUACAGUCGACUUAUAUUCUUGCAUGGUUGUGAUUUAGCAUUUAAAUUCAAGCCAAAUUGUACUUGUAAAUGGAAAAAAAGAAGUGCAAGUUUGAUUGAGGUUGAAGGAUGAGCUUGCUUCAUGCUCUCUGGUUUUCA